Molecule: messenger RNA, 801 nt
Organism: Staurois parvus
Lineage: Eukaryota; Metazoa; Chordata; Amphibia; Anura; Ranidae
Source: the annotation of a GenBank genome assembly
GCAGCGGGCCACCGGGCGGAGCGGCAGGCACCGGGCCCCCGGGCGGAGCGGCAGGCACCGGGCCCCCAGGGCGGGGCGUCAGGCCUCGGGCCCCCGGGCGGGGCGACAGGCCUCGGGCCCCCGGGCGGGGCGACAGGCAUCGGGCCCCCGGGCGGGGCGACAGGCAUCGGACCCCCAGGCGGAACUACAGGUCUCGGGCCCUCAGGCAGAGCGGCGGGUGCCGGACCCCCAGAUGGAGCGACAGGCCUCGGGCCCCCAGGCGGGGCGACAGGCAUCGGACCCCCAGGCGGGGCGACAGGCAUCGGGCCCCCAGGCGGAGCGGCAGGCGCCGGACCCCCAGGCGGAACUACAGGCCUCGGGCCCUCAGGCGGAGCGGCGGGCGCCGGACCCCCGGGUGGAGCGACAGGUCUCGGGCCCUCAGGCGGAGCGGCGGGCGCCGGACCCCCAGGCGGAGCGACAGGUCUCGGGCCCUCAGGCGGGAGCGGCGGGCGCCGGACCCCCAGGCGGAGCGACAGGUCUCGGGCCGUCAGGCGGAGCGGCGGGCGCCGGACCCCCAGGUGGAGCGACAGGUCUCGGGCCCUCAGGCAGAGCGGCGGGCGCCGGACCCCCAGGUGGAGCGACAGGUCUCGGGCCCUCAGGCGGAGCGGCGGGCGCCGGACCCCCAGGUGGAGCGACAGGUCUCGGGCCCUCAGGCGGAGCGGCGGGCGCCGGACCCCCAGGCGGUGCGACAGGUCUCGGGCCCUCAGGCGGAGCGACAGGUCUCGGGCCCCCAGGCGGGGCGGCGGGCGCCGGACCCCCAGG